Phytophthora infestans T30-4 is the source of this 369-nucleotide messenger RNA. RefSeq lists its product as uncharacterized. Lineage: Eukaryota; Oomycota; Peronosporomycetes; Peronosporales; Peronosporaceae. Bases 1 to 369 code for a protein of 122 amino acids. The record is from RefSeq and is a predicted model, not a curated record. The transcript has a single exon.
AUGGUGGCGUUCUCGGCGUGGUACGAUUCAGUUCCACAUUGUACCUUGGUCAGGUACUGCUUGGCGUCGGGUGCAACGUCUUCCGGGAGGUUGUCGAUGAAUUCCGUGAGGUCACCAGAGAAAUCCUGCGUCAACUUCGACGUGACCUACGAGAACACGGUCAUGUUUCCGUUCACACCGUGGUUGAGCAUGAAGUCGACGCCACUGACGGUGGUAUUCUUGAUGUUCUUGCCCUCGCUCGACAGUGGCCAGGCUGUUCCAAUGGCCGCUAGCCACACCAUGAUCUCAUACUCGAAUUCUCUGUCAGGUGUUGAACUGGUGAACAGAUCGUACGCCACGUUAGCCGUCGUUGUAGGCUCGUACUCGUAG